AUGAAACUAGUUACCAUACUUUUUUCGUUGACGACGCUGCUAUUGCUCGUUGUCGUUACAAACGCAGUACCUGCAUCAAGCGAUAGAUUGCCAUCUCGACAACAGCAACAACAAAAAAGGGAAUCUCAUCCAUUGUCACUACCGUUGCGACGAUACAAGGGGAGAAAAAGUCACCAGAUUCAGCGUCGACAGCAACCUAGCUUUUCAACUUUGGAUGGUGGCAACGACACUGUACGUGUGACACCAGGUCUUUAUGAUAUGGCCAUGACCGAGUUUGCUAUCCCUAUCAGCAUUGGUACACCUGCACGAGAGUUUUUGCUCUUGUUUGAUACUGGGAGUGCCGAUACAUGGGUGGUUGGGCCCUCGUGUACAAAUGCGACCACCUGUGCUGCCGACAAUGUGUAUGAUCCACAUGCAUCCACCACCUACGCAUCCACCCCUUAUGACUUUAUCAUCAACUAUGCUAUCGGCAGCUCCAAUGGCACCUAUGCUGUGGAUCGAAUCGCUGUAGACGAUGCUGUACUUACCCAACAGAUGUUUGCAGUAGUCAAUGACACCGAACAUUUCUUCACCACACAAGAUCCCAACAGCCAAUACACCAUCGAUGGUAUCCUUGGAGCGAGUUUCCCAUGGUCAACCUCAUUGCAAACGUAUUACAAUGUUAGCUAUCUUCCCAUCCCAUUUGCUCUUUAUGCAGCACACCUCAUUCCAGAGCCUGUUUUUUCGGUACACAUGGGGCAAGCGUUCCAUCAACACAAUAACCCCGAUACGACCACCGAAGAAGAUGUCGAUUUGUGGACCGGAUCAGUGACAUUUGGAGCUGUAAAUACAAGCAUUAUUGAUCCACAGGCUAUCCGAUACACCAAUAUCUCGCAAUGGCGACAAUUUGCUACCAAUGAUACCGGGUAUAUGUUUUGGGAUGGUCGAGCCAACCAAAUUACAAUGGAAAGCAACAAUAAUACAACUACGAUUUUAUCAUCAGACAUGGGCAAUGCUCCCUCUUUUAUCAUCGACACCGGUUCCAACUAUUUCAGUAUGCCUGAAAAGGACGCUCAAGAGCUCAUCCUCAAUCAUUUGGCUCCAGAGGCUCGCAUCCGCAAAGAACAAGGUGGCUAUUUUGUCGAUUGCAAUAAUCCUAGAUUAUCCGACAACACAACCCUUUCCAUUCAUUUCUAUGAUAGCAAUGACCCUACAGGUGCUACUACCUUCCCGUUAUCCUUUCCCAUCUCAGAUUUGGUCUUUCAGGUGGACCAAGAGCAAUGCAUCCUUGCUAUCAGCCCAGGCCAACAGUAUGUCGUUGGCAACUUUAUCCUUUAUCGAUUCCUCAGCAUUUUUGAUUUUGGAAAUCAUCGUGUAGGCUUUGCGCCUUUGAAAGAUUCCCCAUAA
Molecule: messenger RNA, 1386 nt
Organism: Lichtheimia ornata
Lineage: Eukaryota; Fungi; Mucoromycota; Mucoromycetes; Mucorales; Lichtheimiaceae
Exons: 2
Coding region: 1-1386 (461 amino acids)
Biological process (GO): proteolysis
Molecular function (GO): aspartic-type endopeptidase activity
Source: RefSeq, a predicted model, not a curated record